AUGGCGGCCUCACGCCACGCUGCUGGAGGGGCUAUCGAGAUCUCGGAUGACGAUGCGACAUCGGGAACUCCUGAGCCCCAGCGCCCUGCCGAUAUGACCGCACCCGCGUACAAGAAGCGGAAGCUCAGCAACGAACUGGCCGCCGAGAAGGUGGAGUGGACUGACGACUCGGACGGCGAGUAUGAGCGCCUCCUCAAGAACCGCAAGCGCAAGACGGCAGCGAGAGGAAGAAAGAAGGCAGACAACAAGGCUACCCGGUCAGCCAAUACUAGAGACGGGGCAGGAUCGUCGCGAGCUCAGGCUAGCACAUCCGUCAAGCAAGAGGACCCGUAUGAUGCUGUCGACCUACCAGAUUACAUUCGGCGGAGGCGGAAAGACUUUGAGGAGAAUCGCAAGGUCCUCAAGGAAGCUGGUCUGCGCCUUCCGCCUGAUUACUCCGAGAUAGAGUUCUCCGACGACGAGCAGCUCGCAACUUUGGAGGAGAAACCCGUCUUUGACGAGGCAAGCGGUAUAAAGCCGUCGCGCGAAUACAAGGACGUUGAACUCGAGUACUCGGCGGGUCUCAUACCGGCAUCUAUCGCGCAGUACCUCCGAGACUACCAGAUCGUGGGCGUCAAGUUCCUGCACCAGCUGUUCGUGUACCAGAAAGGCGGCAUCCUCGGCGACGACAUGGGCCUCGGAAAGACGGUGCAGGUAGCCGCAUUCCUCACUGCUGCCUUCGGUAAGACUGGCGAUGUACGCGAUAAGAAGCGCAUGCGCAAGAUGAGGAGAGCCGGCGAGGACUAUUGGUAUCCGCGCGUCCUCAUCGUCUGCCCCGGAUCCUUGAUCCAGAACUGGAAGAACGAGUUGGACAGAUGGGGAUAUUGGAUAACUGAUCUCUACCACGGCCCCGACAAGGACUCUGUUCUGCAAGCUGCCAAGGCUGGUCGCAUCGAGAUCAUGAUCACUACCUACACGACAUACAAAAACCACAGGGAGAACAUCAAUACAGUCCAGUGGGAUGCAGUGGUCGCUGAUGAGUGCCAUUCGCUCAAGGAUCGCAAGUCGGGCGUGACGCAGGCCAUGAACGAGGUCAACGCAUUGUGUCGGAUCGGCCUGACGGGCACAGCCAUCCAGAAUAAGUACGAAGAGCUAUGGACGCUGCUGAACUGGACCAACCCUGGGCACUUUGGGACUUUGAGCGAGUGGCGCAAGCACAUCAGCACGCCGCUCACAAUCGGACAGUCCCACGAGGCCACAUUGUACGAGCUGAGCAGGGCACGCAAGACAGCCAAGAAGUUGGUACACAACCUCUUGCCGGAAUUCUUCUUGCGCCGCAUGAAGACCCUCAUUGCUCAUCAGCUCCCAAAGAAGAGUGACAAAGUCGUCUUUUGUCCGCUAACUAACAUCCAGCGGGAAGCGUACGAGAAUUUUCUGGAGAGCGACAUAAUCGAAAUGAUACGAAGCGCACCGGAGCCCUGUCACUGCGGCUCUGGCAAGAAGAGAGGAUGGUGCUGCCAUAGGUUCUUACCUAACGGGAAGACGUGGCAGGCAUAUGUCUUUCCAGCAAUGUUCACCUUGCAAAAGCUCUCGAACCACCUCAUGCUGCUGCUCCCGACCUCGAGCCACUCUAGCGAGAAGACGGAGAGCGAGCUCGAAACAUUGCAGACUUGUCUGCCUGACAAGUGGGACGACCUCUACAGGCAUCGAGACUCCAUGCUCAACCUUGCCACCCCCGAUUUCUGCGGCAAAUGGAAGGUCUUGAAGAAACUACUCCAGUUUUGGUACGCCAACAAAGACAAGGUCCUUGUGUUCUCUCACAGCGUGCGGCUCUUGAACAUAUUGAAGAACCUCUUCAGCAGCACGAGCUACAACGUGAGCUACCUCGACGGCUCCCUGAGCUACGAGGAGCGGCAGCAGGUAGUCGACAACUUCAACUCGGACCCGAGCCAGUUCGUCUUCCUGAUCUCCACCAAGGCCGGAGGCGUCGGCCUGAACAUCACCUCGGCGAACAAGGUCGUCAUCGUCGACCCGCACUGGAACCCGGCGUACGACCUGCAGGCGCAGGACCGGGCCUACCGCAUCGGCCAGGUGCGCGACGUCGACGUCUUCCGCCUCAUCUCGGCGGGCACCAUCGAGGAGAUCGUCUACGCGCGCCAGAUCUACAAGCAGCAGCAGGCCAACAUCGGCUACAACGCCUCGAGCGAGCGCCGCUACUUCAAGGGCGUGCAGCAGGACAGCGGGCGCAAGGGCGAGAUCUUUGGCCUCGACAACCUGCUCACCUACCGCCCGGACCAGGUCGUCCUGCGCGACAUCGUCAACAAGACCAACAUCGCCGAGGCCAAGGCCGGCGUCGCGCUGUCCGACAUCGACCUGGAGAAGGCGGCCAGGGACGAGGACGACGAGUUCGGCGUCGUCAAGAAGGAAGGCUACGACGGGGUCGGUGGCGCCGGCGGCGACGAGGACGGCGGCCUGAGCCAGCUGGCCGAGCUCCUGACGGCCGAGAACAAGGACGAGGCGCUCAGCGACCGCCGCAGGGCGAGCAAGAAGCCCCGGAGCGACGCGGUGCAGGCCAUCCUCGCGUCCGUGGGCGUCGAGUACACGCACGAGAACUCGGAGGUCGUGGGCUCGAGCCGCGUCGAGGCGCAGCUCUCGCGCCGCGCCGAGCUCGUGGAGGACGACGAGUGGUCCGGCCAGGAAGACGAAGAGGAAUACGAUAAUGACGACGACGACGCCGCAGCCAACAGCGGAGACGGAGGCACGCCGGGUCCUACUGCCCGCCACCACCAUAGGCACAGCGCGCUGUUCGCCGACUCGCAGGCCAACAGCGUGCCCGCCCCGAGCGGCCACCGGCACCUCGUCUACCGCCCGCCCCGCGACGUCAUGGGCCGCCAGUUCUGCUCCAUGGCGCGCGAGUUCGGGUUCGGCAGCGCGACCGACUUUGCGCUCGUCGUCGAGAGCUGGACGCAGGAGCAGCGGCGCAACUGCCUGGACCUGUUCUACAAGCGGCGCGAGGCGCGCCUCGCCGAGCUCGAGGGCGCGGGCGCGGGGGCGGUGGUCAAGGGGGAGGAGGAGGGCGGCGGCGACGAGCAGCUCGUCGUGCUCAAGAAGAAAGACGAGAAUGAUGAUGAUGUCAAGGUCAAGAAGGAGGUCCUUGAUGCCGCCGAGCAGAUGGGCAUCGAAGACGCAAAGGUGGAGGUUGAGAACGCCCGUGCCGAUGGCGGUGCUAUGGGUCGCAUGGUGGUCAAAGUGGAAGAGGAGACGAUGGUCGCCGUUAAGGCCGAGCCCGUCGACGAGACCGCGGCCAUCAUGCUCGACGACGAUGCCACGGAGGACGGCACCGACGAGCCUGCGGUCAGCGUCAGGGCGGAGGAGGCGGAGCUCGAGGCGAAGAAGAGCGAUGUCAAACUGCCGCCCCUUUCUGACAAAGGCAAGCAGCCGGCAGUGAUGUGCCUGGACGAGGAUACGGAAGAUGAUGAGACGGACGAAUUGUAG
Thyridium curvatum is the source of this 3474-nucleotide messenger RNA. RefSeq lists its product as uncharacterized. The record is from RefSeq and is a predicted model, not a curated record. Gene Ontology annotation, molecular function: ATP binding; ATP-dependent chromatin remodeler activity. The transcript has a single exon. Bases 1 to 3474 code for a protein of 1157 amino acids. NCBI's taxonomy places the organism in Eukaryota, Fungi, Ascomycota, Sordariomycetes, Thyridiales, Thyridiaceae.